AUGUCGCUGUCGCAGACACCGCUAGAAUGGAGCGUGGUUGGAUUCUACUCCAGCACCAGAAACACCAACUCGGAGCUGACGGUUAUUUGCAAUGGCAAACGCUUUGUCCUGCGUUUGGUCGCCGACAACUUGUCCGAAUCACCCAAGCUGAAAGAGCGUUACCUCUUCUUCCUGCGAGUCGCUGAAGAAUUUGAGCUGGAUGGUUUCACUGUCGAAGACCUCUGGGACUGGGCUGCUGAGCCGCUGUUCCCCUUUUCUGGGAAUUACCCCUCCAGACAAGACGCAUCAAUCGACCCUCGACGACUUUUUCAACCCCGAAACUUUUGUCUAUACCUUGCGAGCAGUCUCCGAUAA
Messenger RNA from Fusarium falciforme, 354 nucleotides. RefSeq names its product Protein kinase domain-containing protein. The record is from RefSeq and is a predicted model, not a curated record. Lineage: Eukaryota; Fungi; Ascomycota; Sordariomycetes; Hypocreales; Nectriaceae. Bases 1 to 354 code for a protein of 117 amino acids. The transcript has a single exon.